Messenger RNA from Lachancea thermotolerans CBS 6340, 1011 nucleotides. RefSeq names its product KLTH0E01870p. Gene Ontology annotation, biological process: protein folding. NCBI's taxonomy places the organism in Eukaryota, Fungi, Ascomycota, Saccharomycetes, Saccharomycetales, Saccharomycetaceae. Gene Ontology annotation, molecular function: protein disulfide isomerase activity. The coding region runs from base 1 to 1011 and encodes 336 amino acids. The transcript has a single exon. The record is from RefSeq and is a predicted model, not a curated record. Gene Ontology annotation, cellular component: endoplasmic reticulum.
AUGCUAACACCAUGGCUCCUAUUGCUCAGUGCGCUAUAUUUUGGCGCUAAAAUCGCGCUGGCGCUGUCGGACGUGCACACCACGCCCGACGCCUACGAGUAUCUGCGCAGCUCGCAGUUGCCGGUGCUCGUCAUGGUCUACAUGCACGGCUGCAGGUUCUGCCAGGAGCUCGAGCCAAACUUCUUGUUCCUAGAGCGCGUGUUCGCGGGCGAGCUCGCGCUGCUCAAGGUCGAUGGUAAGCGCGCGAUGACGUUCUCACACGACCUGAAUAUUCGCAGCUUCCCCGAGCUCCUGCUAUACGGCCCUGGCGAGGGCGCCCAAGCAGAGGCCGGCUCGACAUUGCUGGGCAGAUAUCCUAGCGCGCGGGACCGCGACCUCGGCUCUCUCGCGAUGUUUGUGAGUGAGCGCUCCGCGCUCAUGGCCCACUGGCCGCACUCUAGCGUCCGAGACGUAACCCAGGACCCACAUGCGCAGCUUGAUGCGCUGCGCUCGGAGCCGCUUCGCGUCAGUGUCCUCGUGUUCGUGACGCCCUGGAUGGAGCGCCGUAGCCUGCAGCUGUUUAACGGCGAGCAGUCUACCUGCAUCCUGGACCAGCUUGCCGAAACGCCUGAGCUGCGCGAGAACAACGUUGAGAUCUACCGCAUCGAUGCCUCAAAUAGCACCACGGCGCUCUGGACCCGCGAGUUCCGCGUUGCCGUCUACCCUACUAUCGUGCUCCUGGCGCCCGAUGCCAGCGGCUCCCAGCGCGAGAUCCACGUUCCCCUGCGAGCAGGCGACUUGGAGCUGCGUAAUCACGAAAAGGACACGCUUCUGCGCCUAGUGCGCCACUGCGCCGCCGGCAGGGCCGCGGACCCCGAUUGUCUUGAUUUCGUCCGCUCUUACCAUGGUUUGCGCUCCUUGGAACCACAAGGUGCGCUGCCGCGCAAUGAAACGCAGAUGGCAGUUGAAGGCCCAGAGUUCGACUUUAGUAGUGACGAUGAGCAGCUUUUUGACUCCCUAAGAGACUUGUAA